Molecule: messenger RNA, 585 nt
Organism: Kwoniella botswanensis
Lineage: Eukaryota; Fungi; Basidiomycota; Tremellomycetes; Tremellales; Cryptococcaceae
Product: DNA replication complex GINS protein PSF2
Exons: 5
Coding region: 1-585 (194 amino acids)
Biological process (GO): double-strand break repair via break-induced replication; DNA replication
Cellular component (GO): GINS complex; nucleus
Source: RefSeq, a predicted model, not a curated record
AUGGCCCUACCGAAACAUCUUCAAAAUGGCUUAACGCCCGACGAAUUAACCUUCCUAGCGGAGGAAGAGACGAUAGAUAUCGUACCGUUAUUUUCCAUGACGAGGGUACGAUUGUUGAGUGGGAUAUACGGUCCGUUCACACCUCCCUCCUCAGCCAAAGUCCCUUUAUGGCUUGCAUUAUCGUUAAAGAGGAAAAGGAAAUGUAGGAUCGUACCUCCUGAAUGGUUGAGUAUAGACCGAGUACAGAAUGUGCUGAAAGAGGAAAGGGAAAAUGCAGAAUCGUUUUGCUCAUUACCUAGGAGGUUCAUCGAGACCUCAAAGGUAUUAUUGGAUGUCGCUCAAGACGAUUUAAUGCAGCCUUCAUUAUUACGAAGCCUACUGAAAGACUUGAGAGAAGUCAGACAGGCGAAGAUAAGGAUAGGUCUGCAGAGUGAAGGUGUAAUGAGAGGAAGCUAUCUGCAGGUGACGAACCUGACUCCAUUGGAAUUGAGCGAAUUGAAACCUUUCCUGGUGAAAGCUAUGGGUAUCAUGCAAUCUUUAGAACCGAGGAGGGAGGAUGAUGAAGAUGAGGAAGAAGGACAGUAG